Molecule: messenger RNA, 2745 nt
Organism: Monascus purpureus
Lineage: Eukaryota; Fungi; Ascomycota; Eurotiomycetes; Eurotiales; Aspergillaceae
Source: the annotation of a GenBank genome assembly
AUGGCCUACCAAGGCGGCUCUCACUCUCCCCAUGAAUACGAUGCGGGCCAUCAGCUCCAUGAUAUGGGCAACCCCUAUGGUCGGGAAGAUGACGACCAGAAUGAAGUCUCCAGGGGCCUACUCUCAAAUCAGCAAGGCCCCUUUAACGGUCCCUUUGAUGACCCUCAACAACGCGCCGCAUCCCCUGCACGACCAACCUCGGGUUACAGUUUGACGGAGUCCUACGCUUCCGAUGCCCAUCUGCCUGGCUACCAUGAUCCUUACGCCAAUACCGCCAGUUCGACUUACUCAAGCGCAUCGGCCGAGAACCCCGCAGCUGCGUUUGGCGUCCCCGGUCGUGUGGCUUCGCCCUAUGCCCGCAGUGAGACCUCUUCUACUGAAGCAUGGCGCCAGCGGCAGGCCCCUGGCGGCCCCGGAGGAUUGAGGCGUUAUGCCACCAGGAAAGUCAAACUGGUGCAGGGCUCGGUAUUGAGUGUGGAUUACCCGGUCCCCAGUGCCAUUCAAAAUGCUGUUCAGGCUAAAUACCGCAACGAUCUCGAAGGCGGCUCGGAGGAAUUUACCCACAUGCGCUAUACCGCCGCAACCUGUGAUCCGAAUGAAUUUACCCUCCACAACGGUUACAACCUGCGACCUGCCAUGUAUAACCGUCACACAGAACUACUCAUUGCCAUUACUUAUUAUAAUGAAGACAAGGUGCUCACCGCCCGUACCCUGCACGGUGUCAUGCAGAAUAUCCGUGACAUUGUAAAUCUGAAGAAGUCCGAGUUCUGGAACAAGGGAGGUCCGGCCUGGCAAAAGAUCGUGGUGUGCCUGGUGUUCGACGGCAUCGAUCCCUGUGACAAGGAGGUUCUUGAUGUGCUUGCCACCAUUGGUGUCUACCAGGACGGUGUCAUGAAGCGUGAUGUCGACGGGAAAGAGACCAUCGCUCACAUUUUCGAAUAUACUACCCAGCUAUCAGUCACUCCGAGCCAGCAGCUCAUUCGCCCUACUGAUGAUGGCCCAUCCACUCUUCCCCCGGUGCAGAUGAUGUUCUGCUUGAAGCAGAAAAACAGCAAGAAAAUCAACUCCCACCGGUGGUUGUUCAACGCAUUUGGUCGCAUUCUCAACCCCGAAGUUUGCAUCCUGCUUGAUGCUGGUACUAAGCCGGGUCACAAGUCUUUGCUGGCUUUGUGGGAGGCGUUCUAUAACGACAAGGACUUGGGAGGUGCCUGUGGUGAGAUCCACGCCAUGUUGGGCAAGGGCUGGAAGAACCUGAUCAAUCCUCUUGUCGCCGCACAAAACUUCGAGUAUAAGAUCAGUAAUAUCUUGGACAAGCCGCUGGAAAGUUCUUUUGGAUAUGUCAGUGUGUUGCCUGGUGCUUUCUCUGCGUACCGAUUCCGCGCCAUCAUGGGUCGACCGCUGGAGCAGUAUUUCCACGGUGAUCAUACGUUGUCGAAACAACUCGGCAAGAAGGGUAUUGAGGGCAUGAACAUUUUCAAGAAGAACAUGUUCUUGGCCGAAGAUCGUAUUCUUUGUUUCGAGCUAGUCGCCAAGGCAGGCUCCAAAUGGCACUUGUCUUACGUCAAGGCCUCCAAGGGUGAAACCGAUGUUCCUGAAGGAGCUGCAGAAUUUAUCUCUCAGCGUCGUCGAUGGCUGAACGGUUCCUUCGCGGCAGGUAUAUAUUCGCUAAUGCAUUUCGGUCGGAUGUACAAGAGUGGACAUAACAUCCUCCGCAUGUUUUUCCUCCACAUCCAAAUGCUUUAUAACAUGUUCAAUACCUUACUGACUUGGCUUUCUUUGGCUUCGUAUUGGCUCACAACCAGUGUUAUUCUGAACCUGGUGGGAACGCCUGCCCCCUCUAACAAGUAUUCCGCUUUUCCCUUUGGGAAGUCUGCAACUCCGAUCAUUAACAUGGUUGUCCAAUACGCAUAUCUCGCAUUCCUGCUGCUGCAGCUCAUUCUAGCUUUGGGAAAUCGUCCCAAGGGCUCUAAAUCCUCGUACCUGGUUUCGUUUGUGGUGUUCGGUAUCAUCCAGAUAUAUGUCCUAGUGGAUGCCAUUUACCUUGUCGUCCGAGCGUUCAGUGGUAGUGCUCCGAUGGAUUUCGAUACGGACCACGGCGUCGGUGCUUUCCUCAGGUCGUUCUUUACUUCUAACAGCGGUGUCAUCAUCGUCGCUCUUGCUGCUACUUUCGGUCUCUACUUUACAGCCUCUUUCAUGUAUAUGGAUCCAUGGCACAUGUUCACCUCAUUCCCCGCUUAUCUGGCGGUGCAGUCGUCAUACAUCAACAUCCUCAACGUAUAUGCCUUCUGCAACUGGCACGAUGUGUCCUGGGGUACCAAGGGUUCCGAUAAGGCCGAUGCACUUCCAUCUGCGAAGACGACCAAAACGGAUGGCAAGGAUGCGGUCAUCGAAGAAGUGGACAAGCCCCAGGCGGAUAUCGAUAGUGCUUUUGAGGCUACGGUGAAGAGAGCACUCACGCCGUAUGUCCCACCCAAGGAGGUUGAAGAAAAGAGUCUGGAAGAUUCGUACAAGAGCUUCCGAACCAGGCUUGUGAGUUUCUGGAUCUUCAGCAAUGGUCUUUUGGCAGUCUGUAUUACGAACGAGUCUGUCAAGAAAGUCGGGUUCUCGAAUACCGCGACUGAGCGUACCUCACGUUAUUUCCAAGCCCUUCUCUGGUCGAACGCUGCCAUGGCUCUUGUUCGUUUUAUUGGAGCGUGCUGGUUCCUGGGUAGAACCGGUAUUAAGUGCUGUUUCGCCCGCCGAUAG